AUCUUCUAAUUGACACCAUCAGCAGCCAAACUCGCUGCCAGCAUCAACUCAAUGUGCUCAAAGAAAUUGACGGAAACACUAGGAUGGAAUUCGGCUGGUACACCAAGGAUAUGCUCAAGGCAAUCUUGCUUUUCACGCAGGUUUCCUAUCUUGAAGAUCCCCAUAGGGUCCAUAAACCUGGUACUGAUAGCAGCGGAAUCCUAUGGCUAGAUGGUAACCGCUGGCUCUUGGUCCAAAAUAUAAUGGCAGAUGAGAAAUGUUUGAGUCAAAUGUUAGCUCAAUGUCCUCAAUUACUCCAGAUAUCGGCAACCCAUCUGUAUUUCAAUAAGACAAUUUUCAAGAUGGAUGUGCUCUCCAAGUCAAUCGAUGCCAAGUUGGGAGGGGAUUUCAGCAAUGCUUUGAGAACUAGCUUAAGCCGCCUAACUCAGAUCACCCGCAAUGCAGAAUCUUCGCUCAAAGCCCUUGUUAUGCCACCCCAACAGAAAAGCACGUCCAGCAAAGAAGACUUGGAAAGUGAAGGAUGCAGAGGGGCCUUAAAUUUCCUCUUUGAUAGACUGUUGGGGUUGGGUGCUGCACUUCCAACCAACGAGAAGCCGCCACCAAACAUCUGGGGGGUAAAAACGAUCUUGACAAAAAUUUAUGAAUUGCUUCUUGAUAUUGUUCUGAUCUAUCAGGGAUACCGGUCAAAGUCCCAAUUGUUUGGAAGUAACGUUUGUCUAUCUGAAGAAAUCAUCUACCAAAGGAUUCAACAGGCAGUAUGA
Molecule: messenger RNA, 761 nt
Organism: Puccinia graminis f. sp. tritici CRL 75-36-700-3
Lineage: Eukaryota; Fungi; Basidiomycota; Pucciniomycetes; Pucciniales; Pucciniaceae
Exons: 3
Source: RefSeq, a predicted model, not a curated record